Molecule: messenger RNA, 348 nt
Organism: Postia placenta MAD-698-R-SB12
Lineage: Eukaryota; Fungi; Basidiomycota; Agaricomycetes; Polyporales; Adustoporiaceae
Exons: 3
Source: RefSeq, a predicted model, not a curated record
GACAUCGACGUGAUCUUCUACGUCGAAUGCGUGCUCGAGUCCUGCACAGUAAAAGACUUCUUUAGCCACGAUGGAUGGGGGGAGGAAAGGGAGGUGGGAAACACAAACCAGGGUGCUGGGGGUGUUCGACUGGGUCUUACCAAAGUGAUGAUGGGCAAGGUCGAAACUGAGGUCCCUAGGGCAGCAGAGGCCGGCUUAUAUACAUGGGGAGAUAAGGGCAGGCUGUGCGCGUUGGUCCGUGCGCAGCUGGUCCGUGCGCAGCAUGCUGACGCGGCCCCGGGGGCCGGUGAGUCAGAGCAGCUGUGUCAGCGGAGCCCGAGCUGUGCCGUGCACUGCCGCCCCAUCUAA